Molecule: messenger RNA, 585 nt
Organism: Alternaria incomplexa
Lineage: Eukaryota; Fungi; Ascomycota; Dothideomycetes; Pleosporales; Pleosporaceae
Exons: 1
Coding region: 1-585 (194 amino acids)
Source: RefSeq, a predicted model, not a curated record
AUGCUUUCCAAAUUCACCUUCGCCAUCGCGGCACUCCAGGCUAGCCUUGCCCUUGCUGGCAACGCCAUCAUCGCCAACCGCUGCAGCUACGACAUCUGGGUCUGGUCGAUCUCUACCGGAUACGGUGUGCCCACAGCGGUCCGCAUCCCUUCGCGUACCACGCACAGCGAGCCCUACACUGGUAUCAGCACUUCCAUGAAGGUCAGCAAGACUGAGAACCUCCUCGCUGGCCACCACACGCAAUUUGAAUACUCCAUCGCCGCCGGUCAGCUCUGGUACGACAUCUCUUUCGUGGACUGUGCCGAGGGCGAGUCUGCGUCCAACUGCCCUGGCCACGACGAGGGCCUCGCCAUGGAUGCCAGCGACGACAGCUGCGGCAAGAUCGACUGCGAAGCUGGAACAUACUGCCCUUCGCAGAUCUACUACGUCGACCAGCCCUUGAAGAAGCUUCAGAUCGCCGAGCCCGUCUUCAUGUGCCCCAAGACCCUGGGCACCAGCCCCGACCUGUACAUGAAGGUCUGCUCUGGUGAGGAACAGAUCAAGAGGAGCGUUGCUGGACGCAUGCAGAUCAACGGCGAGGCUUAG